Penicillium olsonii is the source of this 441-nucleotide messenger RNA. The record is from the annotation of a GenBank genome assembly. NCBI's taxonomy places the organism in Eukaryota, Fungi, Ascomycota, Eurotiomycetes, Eurotiales, Aspergillaceae.
AUGAAUGCCGCGCCUGGACUCUUGACCUCGAGACUCGAAAAUGAGAUCUCACCUGCGACAUUGGCGAAACAGUGGAGGAAUGUCUUCGAAGCUGGCAAAGCACAAAACCCUCCCAUUGCAGCCAUCACAUCUAGUGCUUUCUUGUAUCUGGCUUGGUGUGCUCGAGCCGGGUCACCGAUGUUUAGUCGGACUGUGCCAGGUCAUGCUGCGCUGUACUGCUCCGCUGCCGCUUUGACAAUUGCCAUUGUACCCUACACAAUCAUCGCGAUGCGCAAGACCAACAAUGCCCUUAUCGAACAAUCAAACUCGACAUCUGCGGUCACGGAGAAGAAUGCCGGGGAAAUCGAGCAACUGGUUCGUGAUUGGAUCUCGCUCAACGGCUUCCGGAGCCUUCUUCCUCUGGCUGGAGGGCUCGUCGGUAUCUUUGCAGUGCUUUCUUGA